GUUUCUCUUCCUUCCUUCCUUCCUUGGCCCCCAAAAUCUCUGAAACUUUCUCGACCUCUCUCUCUCUCUCUCAUCUCUCCCUGAAAAGAACCCUCUCUUUAAUGGAUAAAUCGCCUCUCCGAUCUCAUUCCUCAGCGUUUUCCUCCAGACUUUUGUUGCUCUUCUUCUCUAGUUUUCGUGCUUCGAUUUCUGUUGUUGUUUCCCAUCGUAAUUGUCGUUGAUACGCUUUUUUCGUAAAACUCGGAAGCCUCUAUAUCGAUUCGUCAAUAGUUGAUUUGGAUUUGAUAUAGGAAACCAUGGGGAGGAAGUCUCAGCGUAAGAACGUCCCCAUGGAUUUGUUUGAUAGUGAUGAUGAUACAAGUAGUAUUAGCUCCUCCUCCACCAUGCGUUCUGAGAGACCCGGCAUGGAUGAUGUUCAGGUUCACAAAGAUUUGAUGCUCGAUCAAUCCCUUGAUGCUCUCUAUGAGAAAAGGACUUCGACUAGAGAGCAAGCUUUGGCCUCCAUUGUUGAUGCUUUCAACAGCGACUUGCAGCAUGAGUUUGUCGAAAAGAAGUUUGCCACUUUAUUGCAUCAGUGCUUACACUGCACCAAGAAAGGGUCCAGCAAGGAGACCUCUUUAGCAUCACAUGUUAUUGGGUUGCUAGCAUUGACUGUUGGACUUGGGGAUCAAGCACAAGAGAUUCUUGAAGAAUCCGUCACUCCUCUUUCUCAGGCCCUUAAAUCUGGUCGUGAAGUGUUAAAAAUAACUUCGAUUCUUGAGUGUUUGGCAGUUAUAACCUUUGUUGGUGGGACCAAUCCGGAGCAAACUGAGACAUCUAUGCAAAUAAUAUGGCAAAUGAUUCACCCCAAACUAGGUUCUAAUGUUGUUGCAGCCAAACCUUCACCUGCUGUGAUAACUACUGUUGUCUCUUCCUGGGCGUUCCUGCUCACAACAGUUGACCGAUGGACCCUAAGUCCCAAACUUUGGCAAGAGAUCGUUACUUAUCUCUCCUCACUGUUGGAAAAAGAUGACCGAUCUGUACGUAUAGCUGCUGGUGAAGCGCUUGCUCUGAUAUUUGAGUCGGGAACUCUGGAGAAGUUUGCUGCUGAAGCCAAAGAGUCUGCUAAUAAUGGAUCAGUGAAAGAAGGAAGCGUGUCUCAGGAGGCAUUGAUUCACAUGCAUGGCCUGAAAUCCAAAGUCGUUAACCAAGUUAGGGACCUCUCUGUAGAGGCAGGUGGUAAAGGUUCUGCUAAGAAAGAUCUCAACACACAACGGAAUUUGUUCAAAGAUCUUGUUGAAUUUCUUGAGGAUGGAUACGCACCUGAAACCUCUACAAAGGUUGGAGGGGAUUAUUUGCAGACGACAACGUGGUAUCAGAUGAUACAGUUGAAUUUUUUGAAGCAUUUCCUUGGGGGUGGCUUUAUCAAGCAUAUGCAGGAGAAUGAGUUCCUUCACGAUGUAUUCAGCUUCACUCCAAAGAAGGUUGGUGGGCGAGGUUCUGGCAUGUCAAGUGAAGAAAAGAGGAUGUUUAAAUCACCAAACUCAGCUCUCAACAAAGCAAGGACGCAAUUCCUGAACAAGCAGAGGAUGCUAGCUAAGAACAUGAACGAUGGGCAUUAUGCGGCGACGGUGGAGAACGAAUGAUGGCUUCUCACUAUUUGAUUUUAAAGCUAUGCAAACUUGCCUGCUGCCUCCUUGUUGACGAUUGAUGUACCAUAGAAUCACUUUUGCUGUUUCAUCAUUAUACUUUUAUGUCACUUUUACCGUCGAAUGUUAUUACUGUGACAAUACAGUUGUUGCUCUUAGAGAGCCAUUGAACAAUUGUACUUCAAUAACCAACCAUUUUUAGUUGAGACUCAAAUUCGAAUCGCAGAUUUUCAGCAA
Brassica rapa (field mustard) is the source of this 1865-nucleotide messenger RNA. Its product is annotated as interferon-related developmental regulator 1. Lineage: Eukaryota; Viridiplantae; Streptophyta; Magnoliopsida; Brassicales; Brassicaceae. The record is from RefSeq and is a predicted model, not a curated record.